AUGCCUCGCAAUAACAAGAAACUCAAAGGAGCCCCUGCUCCAGCCCACUCCCGCGGACCUGGCAAACCCUUUGGUCAGUCUUCUAACCCUCCCAGCGGACAGAAUGGAAAUACCCAGGGAAAGGAGACUACAGUCAAGAAGGGUCCUGUGCAGGCGAACCAGAGACCUAUUGUUCCAUUUUUGAGGAAGGAUCGGAUUCUGCUUAUUGGUGAAGGGGAUUUCUCAUUCGCCCGCUCUCUGGCAACCCAAUACAAAUGCCGCAAUAUAUGCGCAACAUGCUACGAUUCCAAAGAAACAUUGGAAGGCAAAUACCCACAAGUGGAGCAAAACAUCCAAGCAAUCCUAGAAUCCGGCAAAAAGCCAAAGAAAGAGACAGAAGGAAAAAGCAAAGUCUCAACCAACACCACUCAAAAAGCCCCUAAAGUCCUCUUCUCCGUGGACGCCCGCAAACUCGGCAGCCCGGGUGGCGGCGCCAAAGAAAUCCGCACUGGCUUCCCUCGCCACGAACGCAAACGACCAGGCUGGUUCCAGCCAAAGACCCCAGACCCGCCUUAUCAACCUGGCGGACCGUGGGAUGUGAUCUGUUUCAAUUUCCCGCAUGUGGGUGGGCUCUCGACAGAUGUUAAUCGUCAGGUGCGGGCGAAUCAGGAGUUGCUGGUUGCUUUCUUUAAGGCUUGUGUGCCGCUUGUUUCUAACGCGCCACCGCUUAUGGAUGCUGAUGAGGAUGAGUGGGAGGUAUCUGAGUCUGAGGAUGAUGAUGAUGAAGAUGAUGAAGACGAAGACGACAAUGGUGGAGAGGAGGGGGAUGAGACAACUGGGAAAGGGAUUCGGACUGGGCCUGGUCAGAUUCUUGUUACUUUGUUUGAGGCGGAGCCUUAUACGCUUUGGAAUAUCAAGGAUUUGGCUAGACAUGCUGGGUUGAUUGUUGUUACCAGUUUCCGGUUCCCGUGGGCGUCUUAUGAGGGAUACUCGCAUGCGCGGACGAUUGGGGAGAUUGAAGGGAAGAAUGGGGAGAGAGGUGGGUGGAGGGGGAGGAUCGGGAUGCGAGGAUGUAUGUCUUUGAGGUGA
Molecule: messenger RNA, 1068 nt
Organism: Penicillium canescens
Lineage: Eukaryota; Fungi; Ascomycota; Eurotiomycetes; Eurotiales; Aspergillaceae
Product: 25S rRNA (uracil2634-N3)-methyltransferase
Exons: 2
Coding region: 1-1068 (355 amino acids)
Biological process (GO): rRNA base methylation
Cellular component (GO): cytoplasm
Molecular function (GO): rRNA (uridine-N3-)-methyltransferase activity
Source: RefSeq, a predicted model, not a curated record